Molecule: messenger RNA, 3099 nt
Organism: Musa acuminata AAA Group (dessert banana)
Lineage: Eukaryota; Viridiplantae; Streptophyta; Magnoliopsida; Zingiberales; Musaceae
Exons: 3
Coding region: 64-927 (287 amino acids)
Source: RefSeq, a predicted model, not a curated record
CCCCGAACCCCGACCCCGACCCCAACCCCAACCCCCAACAUCCAACGAGCCCAGGAGACCGCGAUGGCGAGCCGUAGCGGUGGCGUCGGUCGCGGCCGGGGUGGCCGAGGCAACCCACCCGGUCUCGGCGGUGGGAUCGCCCCCAGGGAGUGCGAGUGCUGCCGGGCGGCGGCCGGCAUCCCCUUCUGCCGCGUGGAGUGGUCUUUCCUCUGCGCCGGCUGUGCAGCCGGCGUCCAUGGUCAGAGCUGGAUCGUCGCCGUACCUCCUGGCCCGAACCCUGGCUCCAAUCUCAAUCCUGUUGCUCCCAGCGCUUACUCUUUGCCUUAUGCUUGUCAGUACCCCUGCCCUAAUUCUAACCCUAACCCUGGGCCUCCUCCGCCUCCCCUGCCUACCGCUGUCCCUCCUCCUAAUCCGUAUCCUAACCCUAAUCCUAGCCCGGGAACCAAUCUCAACCACGUGGUGCAGCUGUCGUCGGACGAAGACGUUGCGUCCGCCGGUGAGGACGGCGACGGUGGCAGCGGCCGGAAACGUCGGCGGGCGUCGGCGGAAGGAGAGAGUUCAGCGGAAGCCAGCAUGAUGAGGGACAAGGAGAUGCGGAAGAACCGAAAGUCCCGGAAGGUUCAUGCGGACAUGAAGCCAAGGGUCGAUGGGAAAUCUGUCGAUACAGCGGAUUCUUCUGGGGCAGAAGGGGAGGCUGGUGCCAGGGGAGAAGGAGAGCCUGAUAGCGGUGGGGAUGAGGCGAGAGUGGACUCAAGUGAGGAUGCGAGGACCGACGCUGUUGAGGAGUUGACCGAUCUCGGUGAGCAGCUAAGACCGGUGGAGGCAGGUGAGAUGGUAGCCACAAGUCCGAGCUUUGAGGUGGAGCAGUUCGAUGAAGGAGUGGAUUUGGGGCAGAUUAAUGCUGGUGAGGAAGUGGGACUAUUGUGAAUUUCAUCAUGAGCUUGGGCUUGUUCCUUAGAUUUGGGUUGCUUGUUGGAGAAAAGAUUUUUUCCCAGAUAGCGCAACAAAGUUCCUAUGUCGGGUGUCUAUUCACUGAUGAGAAGCAUUAUGGCAUUAUCAGACAGGCAAGCGAAAGCAAAUGCAUAUCAGCAAUCAGCAUGACAUCCAAACUUGCAUCGACUUUUUCUCUCCUUAUUAAGAGGAAACAUUUAUGUUACUUUGUUCUUUUAAAUUUCCUUUAUAGAUGAAAGUUAUAAAACUUCAGUUUCGAAGGUUGUCUUACCUUUCCUUGAAGAAAAACCACACCAUUGUAUUGCAGCAUCAAAGCCUCUUUGUAAACCAUGUCUGAAGAUAUUUGUCUUUGGUUGUUGUAGUUUUAUAAGUAAAUUGUUCAGGGCUUGUUGUGAUAUGAGAAUUUAAUGAUGUCCUUACUAGAAAAUAAAAAGCAGCAGCUAGUAUGUGGUUUCAAUGUCCUUAUAUUGCUGUCUUUUUUCUGUUGUUACAGUGAUUCUUUUGGUCAUCAUGAUCAGUCGGUUGGCUUGUUAACGCUAUUGAAUAUGUACAUUGAACGUGUAGUAAUGUAUCACUAAGAUUGCUGUCUGGUACUGUUUCACUAGGAUUGUAGUGAUGAACAUAAUUUUUUUGUUUUUGAUCUGUGUUGUUUUAGAUUUAUUGUGAUUUGGAGAAACUUUCUUGAGUUAAAUAUUUUUGAGGAGUCAAGGCAGUUUCCCAUUGUUUUCUGACACCUCACUUUUCUGGAUGCUAUGUUUAUAUAUUAGUCUAGCCUUGAUGGCACUUCUUUUCUUAUUGUGGCAUUCAAGUUUAUGAAAUUAGAAAAUAUAAAGCAGCCAGUAUGUGGUUUCAAUGUUCCUUAUAUUGCUACCUUCUUUUUGUUGUUACAGUAAUUCUUUUGGUCAUCAUGAUCAGUUGGCUGGCUUGUUUAACAUUAUUGAAUACGUAAUGUGCGGUAAUGUAUCACUAAGAUUUCUGUUUCACCGGGAUUGUCAUGACGAAUAUAAAUUUUUUGUUUUGAUCUGUGUUGUUUUAGAUUUAUUGUGAUUUGGAGAAACUUUCUUGAGUUAAAUAUUUUUGAGGAGACAAGGCAGUUGCCCAUUGUUCUCUGACACCUCACACUUUUCUGGAUGCUGUGGUAAUAUAUUAGUCUAGCCUUGAUGGCACUUCUUUUACUUGUUACAGCAUUCAAGUAUAGGAAAUAAAAUGGUUGCCACUAAGUGACUGGCUAGUGUAGGUUUUACAUGGGUAUGAUAGAUAUGGAAUUCUGUUUGUAGUAGAAAUAGCUUAGGCUCCAAGAGAACAUCGAGCAAAGUUUGCCUAGUUUGCACCUUGACUGAGAAGAUUGGCAUCUACUCAAAGCAACGGAAAGGAUGGAGCUCAAUGUAGCAACUAGACCACAAUGAAGUCCAUUCUAUAUAUUUGGUUUUCUUUAACUAGCAUAUUUGAUGGCUUGAAAUUGAAGAGAUUUAGAUUCUAUUCCAUUGAAUAAAGGUAUGAGAUAGCUUUAAUACUUGAUUAAAUCAUCUAUGUUCUUUUCCUUUCUUGUGUGCUUGAAAAUCUGCUACGGCAGCAAUAAAGUUUGGAGUAAUCAUGUUUAUAGUGUGUUGGUUUACUAGCCAAAUUGAAGUUCUAUCUGUUGCUUGGACUAUUUCAAAGGUCUCUUGCUCUUGUUGCUGAUCUUAUGUGAUGUGGAAAUCAUUAGCCCAAGUUUUGUCAACUCGGUGAUCUUUUAUUUUUCCUACAUGGCCAUCAUCUUGGCAGGUGUUGACAGUAUGGCUACGCUGAUGAAGGACAAAUAGGGCUGCUUUCCUGCCAUUCUUACCGAAUACAUGGAACUGGCAACAAGGAGGAGAGCUCUCCUUGAAGGUCUUGCUGCUUGAUGCAAUCUCCCUAAUCUUCUAUACUAAUGCUGUAGACUAUGGAGUACCCCUUUUCCUUUUUAUAUCAUUGAAAAUCUCAUGGAGGAUGACUGCUGUAGGUGAGAAUUGUGGAGAAUUGAAUUGUAAAGCGAAGCCAUAGUCAUUUUGACUUCCAAGCUGUGUUGAAAGAUUUGUAUCCAUAUGACUGCCAACCAAGACCUUAAGGAUGAUGACAGUCUGUACAUACAACAAACUAUAUAGGUGGAUGACAGAAUCCAUCAUGGCA